Haliotis rufescens (red abalone) is the source of this 2883-nucleotide messenger RNA. RefSeq lists its product as uncharacterized. Lineage: Eukaryota; Metazoa; Mollusca; Gastropoda; Lepetellida; Haliotidae. The transcript is spliced from 6 exons. Bases 31 to 387 code for a protein of 118 amino acids. The record is from RefSeq and is a predicted model, not a curated record.
ACCAUCUGCAGCUGUCUCAGGACUCAGGUAAUGACCAUCUGCAGCUGUCUCGGUACUCGGGUAAUGACCAUCUGCAACUGUCUCAGGUCUCAGGGAAUGACCAUCUGCAGCUGUCUCAGUACUCGGGUAAUGAGCAUCUGCAACUGUCUCAGGACUCAGGUAAUGACCAUCUGCAACUGUCUCAGGACUCAGGUAAUGAGCAUCUGCAACUGUCUCAGGACUCAGGUAAUGAGCAUCUGCAACUGUCUCAGGACUCAGGUAAUGAGCAUCUGCAACUGUCUUAGGACUCAGGUAAUGAGCAUCUGCAACUGUCUCAGGACUCAGGUAAUGACCAUCUGCAACUGUCUCAGGACUCAGGUAAUGACCAUCUGCAACUGUCUCAGGUAAUGACCAUCUGCAACUGUCUCAGGUAAUGACCAUCUGCAACUGUCUCAGGUAAUUACCAUCUGCAAAUGUCUGUAUGUUUGUUAGUGCCUUUGUAGUAUCGGACAAUACACAAAAGUGCUACCGCAUUACCCUGGUUAUGGUUAUCAUUAUUUGGAGAUAUAUAUCGUAAAACCUGCAAUUGAAAUAACACGAUAUCAGAAUAUAUUAUUCGUAGUAAAAUAGUAGUUUAAGAUACUAUUUUUUUCCGAUCAUUGGUUUAAAAUUCUUCUCUGUUAUAUUAUUUUGUAUGUUUUAAUGUAAUCACUGGUAGGUUGGGAGGAAACGUGUGUACAGCUGAUUGCUAUUUCCGGCCUACUUUGAGACAAUACACAUUGUUAUCUUGAUCCCUGCAUAUAAAGCAAUGCCUGGCAUACCAAGAAAUACAAUUGAAAUGGUAAAUCAUCAUGUCUUGUGAUGUUUAAUCACAAAUUUCACAUUUUCAUUGACAAAGUUUGCUAUAGCGUUCUUUAUUAAUUCACCUGAAGCGAUAUGAUGUAGUUUUUUUGCCUACAGAAAAAGAGUUUGAUAAAAGUGUAACCCAUAGCCGACCCCUUUCUGCAGAAUCUAUUUUCUGGUCCUCAAAAUUUGGCUUAUCUACAAUAUCACUUCUUAACACUCGUUACCGCUAAACAAAGAUCUGAGGACAUCCCAUUGUGUGUCAUGUCAGAACGACUGUCAGAGACCAAUCAGAUCAGGAAAGAGCCAGUCGGAAUGUGUCUUCUGAUCAUGCAACCCCGAAAAGGUUAACACGGGGUAUUUUGAACAACAGUUACUGGCUGUACAACUGAAUCUGUCAAAAUCAUUGUCUGAAUUCAUUGAAAAUCAUUGAUGAAAGCUUCUGUUUCAGUAAGCAACUUCUAUAUUACUACUACUUUAUUACUCAUGACAGAUAUUGUUUGACUACAUUGAAAGGCAAAAGAAAUGUCAUGUGGAUGUAUCAUGUAAAUACCUUUUUUUUCAAAUGCUUAUAUAUGUAAGUAAAGACAUCUGAGAAAGUCAGCGUUUGACCCACAUUAAAUUAACAGUCUGGGGAAUGUUUUUGCGAAUUGUGAAUUUGGGGAGGCACCAGAAGACAUCACAGCUGGGGGGUUCAAAAUCAGUACCUGGUGUGGCCACCACGGGUGUUGACUACAGCCACACAUCUCCUGUACAUGGAGUGGACUAGCCUGUUGAUCAAGGCCAUUGGGAUAUGAGCCCAUAUCCUCAGGAACGCUACACACAGUUCUGCUGCAAUUGUUGGCCUUGGGUGUACGUUGUUGAGUCGCCGUUGGAUCUCAUCCCACAAGUCUUCAAUGGGAUUCAAAUUCGGACUGAGGGCAGGCCAAGGCAUGAUUUGGAUGUUGUGCUGCUGGAGGAAGUCCCUGGUAACUCUGGCAGUGUGGGAACGGGUGUUGUCUUGCUGAAAGGUGUGGUUUUGAUGACGGGCAAAAAAAUGCACGAUAUGGGGUCUGAGGACUUGGUCAAUGUAGCGGCAAGCUGUGAUGCCAUUACCCCUGCCUGGACCAACAUUCUGAAAGACCACAGGUCCCACUCUCUGGUUUAGUCCGAUUCCACCCCAAACCAUGAUGCUUGGGCCGCCCCACGGGUCUCGUUCCAUAACACAAGCAUCAGCAUAACGUUCGCCCCUCCUUCGCCAGAUCCUGACUCUGCCAUCCACCGUUGAAACACAGUAGCGACUUUCAUCAGUGAAGAUGAUUCUUCUCCAUUGCUGUUGACGUCAAUUUUGAUGCUGCCUGGCCCAUUGGAGUCGGGCCUGUCGUUGACGAUCUCUCAGGAUGGGCAGGACAGUGGCACGAGAUGUUGUUGGCAGUUAGGCGAUGUCGAAAUGUACGAUCACUGAUGGCAUGCUGGUGGUUGCCAAUGGUUUGCCGAGCUGUUUCAGUGGCCAUUCGGAAUCGGUUCUGCAGAUGUUGGCGUAUCAUGAACCGAUCUUGUCUGGGAGUAGUGACUCUAGGAAGACCACUACGCGGUCGGUCGUCAGUGGUGUUGGUGGUGUUGUGGUGAUGUUGCAAAUGAUAUAUCGUUCUGACGUUGACAUUGAAUGCAUUUGCAACGACCUGUGCACUCUGGCCUGCUUGCAGUCUUCUGAUCGCUUGUUGUCUCUCAUUUCCUGAUGAUCUUGGCAUGGCUGAUGAAUCGAAAUAACGAAAGCCAGCUUAACAGUUUUGAGUGUAUUUUAUACCCGUACCAUCCACGAUAUGCACGUGCAUCAGACUUUUCCGCAACUGAGUCCCAUUGCACUUUUGUAGGCUGCGUUUGGGCAAAGCACUCAUUUUAAACUCAAUUGUUAAAUGGACUUUAAGGCAACAGAGAGAAGCAGUCGAACGAUAAAUGAGUUUAUUGACCACAGAACAUGUAACUGCCAGUGUCUGUUAAGUUUUAUCAGUAUUUUCAGAAGUGACGUUUCUUUUGCCUUUCAGUGUAUAUUACUGACACUUAUUAAAUCUCUUUUCUGGC